Messenger RNA from Sinocyclocheilus anshuiensis, 1950 nucleotides. Its product is annotated as melanophilin-like. Gene Ontology annotation, biological process: intracellular protein transport. NCBI's taxonomy places the organism in Eukaryota, Metazoa, Chordata, Actinopteri, Cypriniformes, Cyprinidae. The transcript has 15 exons. Gene Ontology annotation, cellular component: cortical actin cytoskeleton. Gene Ontology annotation, molecular function: actin binding; small GTPase binding; myosin binding. Bases 161 to 1702 code for a protein of 513 amino acids. The record is from RefSeq and is a predicted model, not a curated record.
CUCACAUUAUCUGCCUCAUCCCGAGACACUUGGCAAGAGCAGCUACUUGUCUGCAAGCAAGGAGCUGCUGAGACUGGACUGAAAACAGUCAUACCCAAUGAAUGAACUUUUGAUCAUGAUUAUGACUGCAGUGCUUCAUACUAUCAACUAAGCUCCGAAUAUGGACAAGAAGUUGGACCUGUCCAGACUAACAGAAGAGGAGGCCAAACAUGUGUGGGAGGUCAUUCAAAGAGAUUUUGACCUCAGGAAGAAGGAAGAGGAGAGGCUUGGUGAGAUUAAAUCCAAGAUCGAGAAGGAAGAAACAAAGAGGGAACUCCUGGGCUCUCAGUCAAACCUGACUGACUCUCACUGUAUCCGCUGCCUGCAGCCAUUUAAGUUCCUGGUGAACAGCAAACGGCAGUGUAUGGACUGUGAACUCUACACCUGCAAGACCUGUAGCCGCUACAACAAGAAGGAGCAUGGCUGGGUAUGCGACCCCUGCCGCAUGUCCAGGGUCCUGAAAAUUGGAACCUUGGGGUGGUACCAUGACAAUGUACACUCUCGCUUCAAGCGUUUUGGCAGCGCAAAAGUGAUGAGGUCACUGUACAAGAGAUUAAAUGAAGAGGGGCACCAUGAUGAUGACGACACACAGAGCAUGCCUGAUGUGCGCAAUGUGUAUAAUGGUCAUGAUGAACAUUUGGAUGCAUCUGAAGCUCAACGUUAUAAGCAGAUGCGAAAGACCAAGCGUCUUCUCUCUGUCCACCCCAUGGAUCUUGACAUGGACGACUAUGCCACUCACUCUCGCAGACAGUCUGUCCAGUACAUGCAUGAAGACAGAGGUCAGCGGAAUGAUGUAGAAUACAACUCUGACAUGUACCAUCAUCAUCAUCGCAUGAACCGCAGGAAAAGUCUUGACAGGUUCUCGCGCACAGAUGAUGGCAUGCACUCUGAACACAGAAUGGUACGCGCUCGCUCGCUCUCUAAAAUCAACUCCUCUGUGGCUCCACGCCAGAUUUAUCUGGAUACUUCAGAGGAGGAUGAUAUGUUCCGAUACCCUGUCUACCAGCUGCCCCCACGACACCGCAGUCGAGCAUCAUCUCAGGAAAACAUUCAUCAGAGCGCACCACCGAUCAAUGAACUGAACAAGAGAAUGUCUGCCAUUGAGAGUCUCUUAAAUCGACUGGAAGAGAAAAUGACUUUGCCUCCUGAUCAGCCUGUCCAGCCCACAGCAGGGCAGAUGGAGGAGGAGAAGCUGAGGAGAAAACUAGAUGAGCUGAUGAGUGACAAGGCGCUGUCCUCUGACGAGGAUGAGCCGAAAAGACCUCCUCAUUCCAAAGGGUCCGCUGUGAGGGGGGACCAUGCACCAAUGGCCCCUACAUCCCAAGAACCCUUGAGCUCCUCCAGUGAUGAAAUUCCCACUGAAGCACAAAAGCUGUACAUGACUGCAGGGAAGUCCUUCGAAAUGGCAAAAAAGUUGCAAAUGAUUGAGCAGAAUGCUAAGAAUCACUACAGCGGCCCGUUAACUGAUUCAGAGCUCUCUGAACUGGAGGACCAGGUUGCUUUGGCAGCUGCUAAGGUUCAGAGCACAGAAAGUGAGGUCUCAGACAUUGAGAGCAAGAUUUCUGCUCUAAGUGCUAAAGGAUUAUCAUUUGAUAAAGCCAAGAAAAAGGCACUGAGUAUACAACAAAAAAGGAAGUUUUCCCAAGACAGAGUACACUUUUAAGUGUAUACAGGACAUCACGUUAACUUCUUUAGCAUAGUCUUACAUAUUCCCUAUAUCAAUAUAUCUGUGCCUAUAUUACUUGACAGUGUGCUUCAUCAUAUGUUCAAGAUUUUUGACACUGAUCUUGACUUAGCACCAGUAAACUCAUUGUGUCUUGUGUAAAUUGUCUUAAUAAAAUCCCAAUCUAAAUAAAAUUAUUAAUAGUUAAAAUAAUGAAACAGUUUACAGACAAUAGAUGUCAAACAAUA